Rhagoletis pomonella (apple maggot) is the source of this 3491-nucleotide messenger RNA. RefSeq lists its product as uncharacterized. The record is from RefSeq and is a predicted model, not a curated record. Gene Ontology annotation, molecular function: iron ion binding; heme binding; oxidoreductase activity, acting on paired donors, with incorporation or reduction of molecular oxygen. Bases 1 to 3288 code for a protein of 1095 amino acids. The transcript is spliced from 4 exons. NCBI's taxonomy places the organism in Eukaryota, Metazoa, Arthropoda, Insecta, Diptera, Tephritidae.
AUGGACGUGCAAGUCUUUAUCGGCCUGCUUAUUGGCCUGGCGACGAUGAUUGUUAUUUGGUUCCUGCGUCAGCAAAGCUACUGGCGCCGUCGCGGCAUACCGCACAGCAAGCCGAUGAUGCUGGCAUCGUUGACGACGAAACAUUUCACGCAGAUAUUGCGCGAGACGUACCAGCAAUUUAAGGGCACCGGACCUUUUUUUGGAUUCUUCCUACUCGCCACCAAUACGGCGCUCGUAACCGACUUGGAAUUGGUGAAGAAAGUGCUUGUUAAGGACUUUAACCACUUUUCUGAUCGCGGGCUUUACAACAAUGCUCACGAUGAUCCCCUCUCAGCGAAUAUGUUUUUCGCAGAAACUGAGCAAUGGAAGCGUUUGCGCACAAAAGUGACACCCACCUUCACAUCGGGUAAAAUGAAGAAUAUGUUUCAUAUGGUGACUGCGGUGGGGGAGCGGCUUAUGUCUACAGUGAGUGCAUGGAUUGGGGACGGUGAUCCGCAAGGGCUGGGAAAACUGAUGGAUGUAACGGAUUUGAGUGGACGCUACACCACCGAUGCAAUCGGAACUUGUGCCUUUGGACUAGAGUGCAACAGUUUGAGUGCCGAAACUCCAGAAUUCGUGCUGGUCACGAACACUUUCACCCAUCACCGUCGUCACAACAAAGUGGUUGAAGGUCUAAUUUUCAGUUUUCCGAAAGUCGCACGCUUUCUGCGUAUGCGCAUUAUGCCACAGCACGUGCAUGACUUCUACAUAAAACUGGUGCAGGACACGCUUGAGUACCGCAAACGUACGGCCUUGCGACGAAACGACUUUCUGGACUUACUUAUCGAUAUGAUGGAGUGCGAGGAUGCAGACGGCAAUCGCGUUGAGGGUCUGAGUGUGAACGAAAUCGCGGCGCAGACUUUCGUCGUAUUUCUAGCCGGUUUUGAGACCUCGGCAAUUACAAUGAGCUUUGCGCUAUACCUGCUGGCACAGCACGUGGACGUGCAAGAGCAUUUGAGACAGGAGAUCAAUGAGGUGCUCGCGUCAAACGACGAUCGAAUCACUUACGACGUCAUUAACCAAAUGGGCUAUCUACAGCAAGUAAUAUUUGAAACGCUUCGUAUGUACCCCAUCGUGCCAAAUCUUAUGCGAAAGGCACAGUCGCACUACGACACCGGCGACCCAAAAUACUACAUUGAGAAGGGCACAAUGAUCAUUAUACCCACAAUUGCCAUACACUACGACCCCGAAUAUUACCCAGAUCCUGAACGUUUCGACCCAGCUCGCUUUACAGCCGAAGAAAUACAACGAAGACCUACAUGCAGUUGGCUGCCCUUCGGCGAAGGUCCACGCAAUUGUAUUGGCAUGCGAUUCGGCAGAAUGCAAACCAGCAUUGGACUUAUUUAUCUUAUACGCAAUUUUAGAUUUAGCACUGCCGCCGAGACGGAAAUACCAUGCCCGAUGGAGAAGUCAUCUUUUGUCGUUUCACCACAGAAUGGUAUAAAAUUGAGAGUGGACAGGGUAGAGGACGCCAAGCCGAUCGAGCGGUUCUUCGCUCUUGCGAUCAUCUGGUCACACUGCUCCCGACCACUCUCUGCCCACUCUCUGCCAACUCUUAUCAACACUCCAUCACAAACAAUAGCAAUACUUCACAUCGCCGCUGAGCUAUCGAAACCAGCACUGGUGAGCUCUUACCUACUCCCAAAUUCAGUUACUUACCGACCUUCGUACAAGCCGGUUAAACGGUCUGUCUAUUGGUCAAAUCUAAAAAUCAUAUUCUGGCACGCACACUCACACACAGCUGCUAUGUUGGCUUACUAUUUGAUAAUAGCGCUCUAUGCGAUCUUAACGCUAUUCAUGAUGGUUGUUGGUAUGCUACGUUCGCGUAUGCUCUAUUGGCGCCGGCGCGGUAUACCACACGAUCAGCCGGCUUUUAUAAUUGGAAAUCUGAAAGGUUUUACGAUCACGCGCCAACUCGCCGAAAUAUUACUUGAAACAUACAAUAAGUAUAAAGGCGGUGAGGGUCCCUUUUGUGGCUUUUAUUUGCUUGUCAAACCCAUCGCACUUGUGACGGAUUUGGACUUGGCACGUAAUGUGCUCAUAAGGGAUUUUCAUAAGUUCGACGAUCGCGGUUUAUUCCACAACAAACGAGAUGACGCAAUUUCGGAGAAUCUUUGGAACUUGGAACCAGCAGAGUGGCGCGCAUUACGCAAAAAACUUUCACCCAUCUUUGCAAGCGCCAAGAUGCAGCUCAUCUUCCCAAUCGUAGCGAAUGUAGGCGAGCAGCUAACACGAACUUUUUCCAACCUACAAAGCGUUGACGCCGAACAAGAUAUGUACGAGUUGUUUCAGCGUUAUACAACGGACGCCAUUGCCAGCUGCAUAUUUGGAGUGGAGUGUAAUAGUCUCAGUAGUCCGGAUACGGAGUUCCGUGCGUUUACGUCACACGUGUCUUCGAAAUCUCGCCACAAUAACUUUGUGCAUGCGCUGAUGCAGUGUUUGCCCAGACAAGCACAACGAUGGCGAAUGAGACAGACGACGGACGAAGUGCACAACUUUUACUCCCACUGGGUAGGCAAGACGAUUCUGCAACGCGAGGAGCAGAACAUUAAGCGCAAUGACCUCAUGCAGGCGCUUAUCGAGUUGAAGAAUGCGAAACAAGAGGAAACUCGGCUCAGCAUCACGGAAAUUGUUGCGAAUUCCGCAUUAUUCUUCAGCGCCAGUUAUGAGACCACUUCUGUGACAAUGACCUUCGCGCUUUACGAGUUGGCCGCCAAUCAGCAUGUGCAAACCAAGUUGAGAAAGGAAAUUGAGGAGGUGUUAACGAAACAUGGCAAUGAGGUGAGCUAUGAAUCACUGGCCGAAAUGAAGUACCUGGAUAUGGUAAUCGCAGAAACUCUGCGGAAAUAUCCAAUCUAUCCGUAUCUCGAACGCGUUGCAAACGAGGAUUAUGAAACCGGAAAACCAGGAUUUAUAAUAUACAGCGGCACCAAAGUUCUCAUACCGGUCGAUGCUAUACAACACGAUCCGGCUAUAUACCCGCAACCGGCGAAAUUCAUGCCGGAGCGUUUCGAUACGGAAAACCUACGUCAACAGCAUCCGGUUGCUUGGCUGCCCUUCGGCGAGGGACCACGUAACUGUAUUGGCAUGCGUCUUGGUCACUUGCUCAUCCGUAUUGCGCUCGUGUCACUGCUCAAAACGCACAAAUUUGCGACAUGCUCUCGUACUGCCUCAACGUUGGCCUACGAAGGAGCAAGUCUGCUACUGAAGCCCAAGAGCGAUGUGUACUUACGCGCAGAGAAACUUUAAUGCGUGAAAGCUCGUUGUUUGGGAGAGUCGAAGCAAAGAAAGUUGUAGUUAAAUUAUUUCAGAUAACGAUAAAAAUAGUUCAACUUAGGUUUUAAAAAUAGUUUUAAUUCAAGAAAAGUUACCAGUUUGUUAUUGUAUAAAUAUGUAUGUAUGUAUGUAUAUUUCUUUCUCUUAAAUAAAAAAGAAAUCAUUUUGGAAGUAUU